AUGACUAACAUUUAUACAUCACGUGGUCGUAAUCACCGUAUUCAUCUACAGCUCUGGGACACUGCAGGUCAGGAACGUUUUCGUUCCUUAACAACAGCCUUUUAUCGUGAUGCCAUGGGAUUUCUAUUAAUUUUCGAUGUGACAAAUGAAAAAUCAUUUCUGGAAAUAGCAAAUUGGCUUGAGCAAUUGCGUAUGCAUGCUUACUCCGAAGAUCCUGAUGUAGUGCUUUGUGGCAAUAAAUGCGAUCUGGAAUCAGCGCGAGUUGUCAGCCAUCAGCAAGUCUGCGCUUUGGCUGACAGAUAUAAUCUACCCUAUAUUGAGACGAGCGCUUGCACCGGCUUGAAUAUUCGUCAAGCAAUAGAAUUGCUGGUGGGUCGGGUAAUGGAACGCAUGGAGAAUUCAACAUUGAAUGCAGAACUUUCACGUCUGAUGACACACUCUCGCUGUUUGCCCAGUUUUGGGUUUCACAAUGACACACUUAAGUUAGGCUAUCACAAUGGAAAUAUGGAACAGAGUGAAGAGCAAUGUAGAAAAAACUGCAACUGCUGAAGGACAUGAUGUUAAGGAUUUUGAAACUGAAACUGCUCACUAUAGGAACUACUCUACAGUUGCUGUUUGGUACAAUAAUUUUAAAGUAUUUAUGUAAAUUAGCUAAUAUUGUUGUUUUUUAAUG
Messenger RNA from Teleopsis dalmanni, 673 nucleotides. Its product is annotated as ras-related protein Rab-27A-like. Gene Ontology annotation, cellular component: melanosome; secretory granule. The coding region runs from base 1 to 549 and encodes 182 amino acids. The record is from RefSeq and is a predicted model, not a curated record. The transcript is spliced from 2 exons. Gene Ontology annotation, biological process: positive regulation of exocytosis; melanosome transport. Lineage: Eukaryota; Metazoa; Arthropoda; Insecta; Diptera; Diopsidae. Gene Ontology annotation, molecular function: GTP binding; GTPase activity.